GUACACAAUCAUAUUUUUCUAAUGCAUUUUCAGAGACUAAUAAAUAGGAAAUUACGUUGCAGUUUUAAUAUUUAUAUACUUCUGAAGAGCAAAAGUACGAAGCAAUAUAGUCAAAAUGUUUGGUUUUGGAAGAGUAUUUGAUGAGAUGAAUCAAGCUGUUGGUCAACGGAUGACAAGUUUCAACACACAAUAUAAAUGUUAUUCAAUCAUGAUGUUACCAGGGCAAGAAAGAGAAGAUGUUGAACGUGGAGGAAAAAUUAUCAUGCCUCCUUCAGCUUUAGAUCAUUUGAGUAGACUUCAUAUAUCUUAUCCAAUGUUAUUCAAAUUGUCAAAUUUAAAAGCAUCUCGAACAACUCACUGUGGAGUUCUUGAAUUUGUAGCUGAUGAAGGGAAGAUUUAUUUACCAUAUUGGAUGAUGGAAAAUCUUUUAGUAUCAGAAGGGGAUCUUGUAGGAGUGACAAACUGCACAUUACCUGUUGCAAGUUAUUCAAGGUUUCAACCUCUGUCACCUGAUUUCCUCGAUAUAUCAAACCCAAAAGCUGUCUUAGAAAAUGCUUUAAGAAAUUUUGCGUGUUUAUCAAAAGACGAUGUUAUAUCGAUCCAAUACAACAGUAAAAAAUAUAAUUUAUGUGUAUUGGAAGUUCGUCCAGGAAAUGCUGUAUCAAUCAUUGAAUGCGACAUGAGUGUGGAAUUUGCAACACCUAUAGGUUAUGAACAUCCUCAAUCACAUAAACCAAAGGAAGAUACACAGGUUGAUGGGGGAAUCAGUGGUACACCAGAUGUUAAAAAAGCUCUUGAAGAAUAUAUGCAAGAAAAUGAAGGUUUUCAGGCAUUCCAUGGCCAAGGCAAUAGAUUAGAUGGAAAGAAGAAAAACACCGAAGGCCUCAAAUCUAAUAUUGAUAUUAAUAAUUUACAACGAGGAAUACCAAAUUACAAUUGGUCUGAAGGAACUUUUAAAUAUAUAAGAAAUAACGAACCUCCGAAAGAUACUGAUGGUGAUGCUGCUGGGCCGUCGUUUUCUGCCUUUGAGGGUGAAGGAAAAGCCUUACGAAAGAAGAAAAGACAACCAUGAUCAUAUUUAUCUUUCUCAAUUUUAUGUAUUUCUACAGAUUUCUUGCAAUGCUAUUCUACAAAGUUCUAUACUUAUAAAA
Styela clava is the source of this 1151-nucleotide messenger RNA. Its product is annotated as ubiquitin recognition factor in ER-associated degradation protein 1-like. NCBI's taxonomy places the organism in Eukaryota, Metazoa, Chordata, Ascidiacea, Stolidobranchia, Styelidae. Gene Ontology annotation, molecular function: polyubiquitin modification-dependent protein binding. Gene Ontology annotation, cellular component: VCP-NPL4-UFD1 AAA ATPase complex. The record is from RefSeq and is a predicted model, not a curated record. Gene Ontology annotation, biological process: ERAD pathway; ubiquitin-dependent protein catabolic process.